Chroicocephalus ridibundus (black-headed gull) is the source of this 816-nucleotide messenger RNA. Its product is annotated as homeobox protein HMX2-like. NCBI's taxonomy places the organism in Eukaryota, Metazoa, Chordata, Aves, Charadriiformes, Laridae. Bases 1 to 816 code for a protein of 271 amino acids. The record is from RefSeq and is a predicted model, not a curated record. The transcript is spliced from 2 exons. Gene Ontology annotation, biological process: regulation of transcription by RNA polymerase II. Gene Ontology annotation, cellular component: nucleus. Gene Ontology annotation, molecular function: DNA-binding transcription factor activity, RNA polymerase II-specific; RNA polymerase II transcription regulatory region sequence-specific DNA binding.
AUGGUGCAGCUCGGGGGCGGCCGCCGAGCCCCACCGCCGGCCCCGGCCGCGCCGCCGGCCUUCAGCAUCGACAGCAUCCUGCAGCCCGGCCCCCGCCGCCCCGCCCGGGAGCAGGGCAGAGCCCGCUGCGCGCUGCCGGCGGAGGAGGAGGAGGGGGAGGAAGAAGAAGAGGGGCCUGCGAGGCAAGACCCCAGUAAAGGCUCCAGCAAGUCGGGCAGCGAGCCCCGCCGGCUCCGGGAGGAGGGGACGAGCCGUGGCCUCUGCCCGGAGGCCGAGGGCGGCGGCGGCGGUGCGGGCUCCCCGCUGCCCGCGGAGGGGCUGCGCGACCCCCGGCAGCCGCCGCCGCGGGAGGCCGGGGGCUGCGGCGGGGAGAGCGGCAGGUCGCCGGCGGCGGGCGGCAGGAAGAAGACGCGGACCAUCUUCUCCAAGAGCCAGGUCUUCCAGCUGGAGUCCACCUUCGACGUGAAGCGCUACCUGAGCAGCGCCGAGCGGGCCGGGCUGGCCGCCGCGCUGCACCUCACCGAGACCCAGGUGAAGAUCUGGUUCCAGAACCGCCGCAACAAGCUCAAGAGACAGAUGUCGGCCGAGCCCGAGGGCCCGGGGCCGGGGCCGGCGGAGCCCGUCGGGGAGCCACUGCCGCCCGUCGCCGCCGCGGCGGCAGGUCUCUCCUUCCCGGCCCUUUACAAGGACAGCACCCUGCUCAGGCGCUGCUUGCUGCCGCUGCCCUUCCCCCUGCUCUACCCGGGCAGCGCCAUCCCCUACCUCUGCCUCCCCGGGCCGGGCAAACACUUCAGCCUGGUGGACGGGGACGUAUAG